AUGGUUCAAUCGUUGCUUUCUUCUGUUUUCUCUAGUAAUAACGACUCAUCCAACGUAGACAUAGAUAUUAUUACUGCACCCACAACUAAUUCUCAUAAUGAUAAUAAAAUUAUGAAAAAUCCCGAAAAUUCAAUAGAUUUGGUCACUACCACAAUAAAGAUUGUAGAAUUUUCCAAACGUAAUUUUCCUUCCCCGUCGAUGUUACAACAAUCUACUACAAAAUCUUUAUUAUCCGAAAUGUUGAAGAAACAAGUUGAACAACAAAAUGAAAAUGAUUUAAAUCAAAUUUCUUUAAUAAAACGGAAACCAAUUAUGAUUUCACCAAAUAAAAGAAAUAAUAAUAUUAUUAGUAGGAAGGUUAAUAUAAAUGGUGAUGAUGAUUUUGAUCAUGAACAUGUUAGUGAAGGUAUCAAUCCUAAUAUGAAUAAUCAUGAAAAUAAAAAUUUGUGUGCAACAACUAAAUCUUUAAAAUUCGGAAAUUGUCCUUUGGUUGUACGUGAAAGAGUAAAACCUACAGUUCAAAGAGAAGAUGAUAAUAGUGAUGAAAUAAAUAAUGAAAAUGCUGUCGAUGCAAACAACGCAUGCUCAAAUGUAACAAAAGUAACGAUAGAUCCUCAUCCUGUGAAUUGGGUUUCUAGUAUGAUGCAUCACGUAAAAAAGGGAAUUCCUAUUCCUCAACCUACAAUAAAUAAUUUAAAUCUUGAUUAUAAUUUAGGUCAUAAUAAAUAUAGAAGUGUUCAUUAUAAACAUGGGGAGGAAGGAUUAUUCUGGCCAAUGUCAAUUUAA
Messenger RNA from Diversispora eburnea, 786 nucleotides. NCBI's taxonomy places the organism in Eukaryota, Fungi, Glomeromycota, Glomeromycetes, Diversisporales, Diversisporaceae. The record is from the annotation of a GenBank genome assembly.